GUUAGCUUUAACUGCCUUCACUAACAUGAAACUUGUGCCUUGUGCAUAUAUAAAAACUCCCAACCCCGCAACAAACAAAAGCUCCCCACUUCUAGUUCUUUAUGGUAAAAACUAAAUAGUGGUUCUUAGAUUUUGGAGAAAAAUGGCUAUCAAUGCUCCUUCUUGCAGGUUGAUAUUCAAGAUCAAAGAUUCAGCUAUGAAUGGGGCUUCCCAUUUUCAAUACAAUGAUGAGCUUAAACCGGUUGAAACCAAUCAAAUCCCACUUUCUUCCAUUAGUUAUAAGGCUCAAGGUACGAAGUGGAGAAGAAUCAAAGCCAUGAGAUCUCCAACAGUUUCAGCCCCAAAGCGCGAAUCAGACCCUAAGAAAAGGAUUGUGAUAACCGGAAUGGGCCUUGUUUCAGUCUUUGGAAACGAUAUAGACACCUUCUACAACACCCUCCUCGAGGGACGUAGCGGAAUCGGCCCAAUAGACAGAUUUGACGCUUCAGAUUUCUCCGUUCGGUUUGCCGGCCAAAUUCACGGCUUCACCUCCGACGGCUACAUUGAUGCCAAAAACGACCGCCGUCUGGACGACAGCUGGAGAUACUGUCUCGUCGCCGGCAAGAGAGCUCUUGACGACGCUAGCCUCGGGAAAAAUGUUCUAAAAGAUAUGGACAAAAGUAGGAUCGGAGUGGUGAUAGGUUCGGGAAUGGGAGGGUUGGGUGUGUUUGGGAGUGGGGUCCAAGCCUUGGUUGAGACUGGGUACAGGAAAAUAAGCCCCUUUUUCAUUCCUUAUUCCAUCACAAAUAUGGGGUCGGCUUUGUUAGCCAUAGAGGAGGGGCUAAUGGGGCCCACCUACUCCAUUUCCACCGCUUGCGCCACCGCCAACUACUGCUUCUACUCCGCCGCGAAUCACAUCCGGCAGGGCGAGGCUGAUGUCAUGGUGACCGGUGGGACCGAAGCCGCCAUCACAACAACCUCGGUUGGCGGGUUUAUAGCUUGUCGGGCGCUGUCUCAACGAAAUGAUGAGCCAGGAAAGGCGUCUAGGCCGUGGGACAAGGAUCGCGAUGGGUUUGUCCUAGGUGAAGGAUGUGGUGUUUUGGUAAUGGAAAGCUUGGAUCAUGCCAUGAAAAGAGACGCUAAUAUAAUCGCCGAAUACUUAGGAGGGGCAAUAACUUGUGAUGCCCAUCACAUGACAGAACCGCGAUCAGACGGACUUGGUGUUUCUUCUUGCAUAACUAAGAGUUUGACAGAUGCCGGUGUCUCCCCGGAAGAGGUGAACUACAUCAAUGCUCAUGCAACAUCAACUGUGGCUGGAGACUUGGUUGAAGUCAAUGCUAUUAAAAAGGUGUUUAGGGAUACAAGUGAGAUUAAGAUGAAUGGAACCAAGUCAAUGAUUGGUCAUGCACUAGGGGCUUCUGGUGGUCUUGAAGCUAUUGCAACCAUCAAAGCAAUCACUAGAGGAUGGGUACACCCAACUAUUAACCAAUAUAAUUUGGAACAUGAAGUUACCAUUGACACUGUUCCAAAUGUCAAGAAGCAACACAAUGUUAAUGUUGCUAUUUCUAACUCGUUCGGCUUUGGCGGACAUAACUCAGUGGUAGUGUUUGCACCAUUCAAACCCUGAACAACCAUAACUCGAACUCUUUAUUGUGUGUAGGCCUUCACUUUAUAUAGGCUUCCACUUUUCUGGUUGCUUUUAUCACAAAGCUCAUAUACAAGAAUAUCAAUAUAAUAAUUAUUGAAUAAGGUCCAUGUAUGAAUGUGAGAUAUAAAAUUGUGUAUUUUUGUUGAAUAAUUGUUCUUUUUCGC
Messenger RNA from Cuscuta epithymum, 1791 nucleotides. NCBI's taxonomy places the organism in Eukaryota, Viridiplantae, Streptophyta, Magnoliopsida, Solanales, Convolvulaceae. The record is from the annotation of a GenBank genome assembly.